Messenger RNA from Pararge aegeria (speckled wood butterfly), 2697 nucleotides. It is a transcript of the gene Rim2, whose product is annotated as mitochondrial carrier protein Rim2. Bases 414 to 1502 code for a protein of 362 amino acids. Gene Ontology annotation, cellular component: mitochondrial membrane; mitochondrion. Gene Ontology annotation, biological process: pyrimidine nucleotide import into mitochondrion; mitochondrial transport. The transcript is spliced from 8 exons. Gene Ontology annotation, molecular function: pyrimidine nucleotide transmembrane transporter activity. Lineage: Eukaryota; Metazoa; Arthropoda; Insecta; Lepidoptera; Nymphalidae. The record is from RefSeq and is a predicted model, not a curated record.
UAGUUGAUGGCAUAAAACCUAGUAUUCCGUGAAAUCGCUGAUAUAGCCCUACAAUGCAAACGUGUGAUAGUGCACGUGAACCCCUGUUUGUGUUUAGUACCUAACUUGACAUGUAGUCGUUGUGCCGAAAGUUGUGUCUGUGCCUGUUGUUGAUAUUGUAUGGUUUCGGUUUGGUGUUGUGUAGAUCUGAUGCGAAGUAGUGUUUCUAAAAAUUCUUAUCAUUGGUACAAUUUUAACUGUAACUCAUUAAAUUCCAAUAAAUUUCUUUUUAACUAUGAUGUAACUUUUACGUGCCAGAAUUAAAUGUGUACUUGGUAAAUAAAUACUGUGUAGACGUUGCUAUAUGUGGUGGUAGUGCAUUUGUUUAUUUUUAGACGUAAUUACAGUCAUGUAAUUUAACCGGUGCCGCUAAAAUGUCUCAAAAGGAUACAGCGAUACAUUUACUAGCCGGCGGGAUUGCUGGUACUGCAGGUGCAGUGGUUACCUGUCCUCUAGAAGUAGUUAAGACAAGACUCCAAUCCUCAAAGGGUGUGGGCAUUCCACCACCACCCCCUCCAUCUGGUGCUGCCACCUCAAAGCGAGUUUGCUCUAAGAUUCCAAAACAUCAGGAGGGCAAAUGGGGCUACAGACGUACGAUGGGCGCAAUGUUCGCCUACACCAAGCAAGCAGAUCGAAUGCUGAUGUCCUACAAUUACCAGGUGCAGCAGUGCGCGAGGGCCGGCCACGCAAGGACCGCAGCGAGGAUGAGUCUCAUACAUUGCCUCAGGCAUAUCGUUCAAAAUGAAGGCGCCCGUGCACUCUUCAAAGGCCUUGGGCCGAACAUAGUGGGCGUUGCUCCUUCCAGAGCAAUCUACUUCUGCACGUAUUCGCAGGCGAAGGCUAUACUCAACCAACAUAUUCCACCGGACACACCAAUAGUGCACCUGUCUGCAGCCAGUGCUGCAGGGUUCGUUUCGUGCACGAUGACUAACCCCAUAUGGUUCGUGAAGACGCGACUUCAACUCGAUGGCGCCAACGUCACCGCGUGGCAGUGCAUUAAAAGGAUAUAUACAAAAACGGGUAUCAGAGGUUUUUACAAAGGCAUAACAGCAUCGUACAUGGGCAUCAGUGAAACGGUCGUCCACUUCGUACUGUACGAAGGCGUGAAGGCUAGACUAAUGGCCGCGAGAAGUUUAGACGGUGUUCCAAGCGAUCAGCGCUCGCCAAGGGACUUCCUCGAGUUUAUGGCAGCCGGGGCCUUUUCCAAAACCGUCGCCUCUUGCAUCGCUUAUCCACAUGAGGUAGCAAGGACGCGUUUGCGGGAGGAGGGCGACAAGUAUCGCAAAUUCUGGCAGACGCUGCACACCGUUUGGUUGGAGGAGGGAUACCGCGGAGUAUAUAGGGGCCUCGGCACACAGCUGGUCCGACAAAUUCCGAACACAGCCAUCAUGAUGAGCACAUACGAAGCAGUUGUAUAUCUCCUCACCACCCACUUCAAUAGCUCCUUCUACGAAAAUACUUAACUCUGCACCAAAUCAGUACUUGAGAUACCCGUAGAAUGAGCUUGUCUCGCUUAGAAACAACAGAUUAGAGGAGGAUGGCAACACUGCUAAAUACUCUAUUGCUAUACUUUGAUGCCACCAAUGUGAUUAUCACAGUCCAACUACACGGCACCCAUCCUAUUGGCUAAUCGAUGAUUGCAUCGCAAUGUAGUUAUGUUUGUAAUACAGCUGUGGCAUGCUCUAUUUAGAAAAUAGCAUGCCCUCAUAAAACAUGAAAUUAGUGACGUUUUUCUAGUUUCAUAUAUGCUAUGAAAAAUAUGCAGCUAUUGAUUAUAUUUGGAGGUUUUAUUUUAAAAGUUUCAGAUUUUUUAUAGUUCACGAAGUAGAUUAAUUAGUAUUUUCGAUCACUUCAGUCUAUUUAUGUUAAGUCCAGUUAUAUUAAGAUGUAAAUCUCGUUUUGUUCUUGGAUGAGUGAUUGUUUUGGUCACAUACGUUUUACGUAUGAAUGAUGAUAAUUGGGAUUCAAUAUGGCAGAGAUUAUUUUUAAUAGAACAGUUCGAUUAAGGCUUACUUUGUCACGAGCCCAUUUUCAUUGGUCGAUACACCGGAAAACAUUUUGAAAAAAGUGCAUGUUGGGUGUUUGUUGAUACAUUUUCAUUGGUCGAUAGGGUACUGUGAGAAAAUAUUUCUAUGCAGUUUCACGACUGCAGGGAUGGACCAGUGUAGAAACUAAUUUGUCGUCAAUACAUAAUAUUAUAAACUGUCAUACUUUAUUUUGGAUAACAAACUUGGUUUUAAGAGAUUGGAAAUUCUUAUGUUGAGCUAAAAGUUUUUUUAUUUUAACAUUACCUAAUAUGAUAAUUAUAAUAUUAUUUUUCUAUUUUAAAUUUUAUAAACAAAGUUAUUUUAUCAAAUAUUGCUGACUCUAAACUAUUGUAACAAAAAUUAUAGUUGUUUCAGUGUGCCUACUAGAAUUUAAAGAGUUAAAAGAUUGUAAAAUUCUAUCACGAAAAUCAUGUUUGCAUUUUUUUUUACUUUUAUGGUGUUUCUUUGUAAUAGAAAUAUUUUUUUAUAAUAGUUUUUUUUAUUCAGCGGUUACUUAGUACGUUAACUUAACUUGUACGUUAUUCUUACAUAAAAAUAGACAUGCAAUUUAAAAUGAUGUUUAGAUGAUGAUGUUGUUGUUGUACAAUAUAAAUAUGACCUUGACUUAAUA